Molecule: messenger RNA, 234 nt
Organism: Lodderomyces orthopsilosis Co 90-125
Lineage: Eukaryota; Fungi; Ascomycota; Pichiomycetes; Serinales; Debaryomycetaceae
Product: Akr1 protein
Exons: 1
Coding region: 1-234 (77 amino acids)
Source: RefSeq, a predicted model, not a curated record
AUGAAGUACGUCGACAGAGAAAAGAAAAAGAAAAGGGUAAAAAAUUGUAAAAAAAAAUUGCUGGAAAAAUGGGAUAUUUAUAGUGCGGACCAGAGAGAAAGAGGAAUGAGAGAGAGAGAUGAGGUUUUACUUUUGUCACAUAUUUAUUGUAAUGCCAUUUUUGAAAACUUUGACGAUGGCAUUUGGGCGAGUGGGCAAAUGAAAAUAGUGUAUUUUGAAGUUGUGAAGGCGUAA